AUGUCGCUAGAGCUGGGGCCUCCGGACUACUGGCCGUUGCAGGCGGGCUGCUGCCCGGAGGACAGCCUGGACCCCUCAACCUUGGCGGGCGGCUACAAGUGGGGAGCGGAUGCGUUCCGAAUCACAGAAGCCUACGAGUCGCUCCUGUCUCUCACCUGCCACAGCACCUACUGGGAGCCGCACAGUGUUGCAGCGCUGCGCCAGUGCAUUCACAGCCGGCUGGCCGCGGUCCACAGGCAGCGCUCGGCAGCUGUGGCUGCAGCGGAGGGGGACUCGUUCGACCGGCCCCUGGGCAAGGCCGCCGCGGUCGAGGGCGUCGGUACGUUCAUGGCACCGCAGCUGGCGGGGCCGCUUGAGCGGCAGCUGUGGCUCCAGGACCUGGCAAGAAGCUGCUCACUGGAGGAGCUGGCAGCACGUGUGCCGGACGGCAUCCCUGGGUGA
This is a messenger RNA of Monoraphidium neglectum, 441 nucleotides long. RefSeq lists its product as hypothetical. The coding region runs from base 1 to 441 and encodes 146 amino acids. The record is from RefSeq and is a predicted model, not a curated record. Lineage: Eukaryota; Viridiplantae; Chlorophyta; Chlorophyceae; Sphaeropleales; Selenastraceae. The transcript is spliced from 3 exons.